Molecule: messenger RNA, 1999 nt
Organism: Salarias fasciatus (jewelled blenny)
Lineage: Eukaryota; Metazoa; Chordata; Actinopteri; Blenniiformes; Blenniidae
Product: protein FAM53B-like
Exons: 5
Coding region: 308-1678 (456 amino acids)
Biological process (GO): positive regulation of canonical Wnt signaling pathway; protein import into nucleus
Cellular component (GO): nucleus
Source: RefSeq, a predicted model, not a curated record
GGUCCUGCUCUGAGGAGGCAGAUCUGCAGGGCUGCAACCGACACAGAGUGUCUCUUCACUACUUUUUAUGAUUGUAACAUUUCCAUGUUGAUUGUUGAAGAUGGCCUAACACCGAAAAAGUCUCUGCUGGCCAGGGAUCAGCCGAACCUUGAGAACGGCCCUCCGACCUCCAGCUCUUCAGAUGGAAGGUCACCAGCUGCUCGUCUGUUUCGCCCAAAAGCACCGUCUGCCUCGUGCCCUCGAUUAACAUGGCUGCCCGAAGCCGACUCCCGCACCCCGACAGCCUGGAGACGAGCAACGCGUUAUCAUGGUGAUCAUUUUCUCGAAAACACUGGAAAAGAAGAAGGGUGUCAAUAAUGUAAGGUCCAAGAACAUCGAGAGACGGCUGCGUGAGCUCCACACCAUGAGCAGAGGGACCACUCUCUUCUCCUGUCCGACUGUGGAGGCAGAUAGGUGGAUGGACUUGGGGAGAAGCUGUGCGGUUCAGCAGCGGGUGCCCUGCCAGUCUGGAGCCAGUCUGGAGAGCCUCUGGGAUGUGAUGCCUGAACCCGGGAGCCGGCACUGGGCCAGGGAGCCGGGCGGCGACAAGGCCAUCACCAGUCUGAUCAGAGACCUCAGCCUUGGCAGCAGCGGCCUGACCAGCACCCAGACCACGCCCACCGCCACCCACUACACCACUACAACCACCAGUCAGGCGCCGACGGCUCCCCCGAGCAAGCGCCAGUGCCGCUCCCUGUCUCUCUCCGACGAGUUCGGUGGGUUUCGGUCGUCUUGGAGGCCCCAGGGGUCACGAGUGUGGACAGCGGUGGAGAAACGAAGGUGCCACAGUGGAGGGAGCGUCCGCGGAGGAGGAGGCGGCGGCCAUUUCCCUGCAAUGCAGCGUAGCUCCAGCUUCAGUUUGCCCUCACGGUCCAGCAUCCCGUCAGACGGAGCCCUGGACUUGACGUUCUUUAACCAGCGGCUGCCUCCGCACCCCCAGUUUACGGCCUCUCUAGUCUCCCCGACCUCUCCCUCCUCGCACCACCAGCACCACCACUCCCGCCACCACCUCUUCCUCCGGCCCCUCUCCCUUUCCCACGAGCACAUCAGCCUGCCGGAGCUUCAGCCGGAGGAGGCUUCCGAGACCAGCUCCCCAGACUCCACCCCGGAGCUGAGUCGCCGGGCCGGACAGGGAGCCAGGAGGACGGGCUGCCUGUCCCGGAGCCGAUCCCAGCCCUGCGUGCUGAACGACAAAAAGAUCGGCAUGAAGCGUAGGAGGCAAGAAGAUGCCCAGGAGCAGCGUCCCUCCCUGGACCUGGCAAAGAUGACUCAGAAACUUCAGACUUUCCAGAGCCUGAGCUGCCCGGGCUUCUCUGCGGCCGACGGCUGCCAGUCGAGCCUGGCCCCGCCCUCCUUCCAGAGCGCCGGCCAGCCGGGUUCGGACUUCACCGCGGUGUCCGAGCUGGGACUGGAGGCGCGGCAGGAGGCGAGGGAGGACGACGACGACGACGACGAAGAAGAGGACUCGUCCUACGAGGAGCUGGACAGCGACUCGGCCUGCAGCGUGGACUCGCCGCCCGGCUCUCCCGCGGGGGUCGCAGAUGGGAAACGAACCCUCUGGAAGGGGGAUUGUGGGACACAGAGGGACAUUUUCCAGCUGGGCGGAGAGCUGGACCUUGACCAGAUCGAGAGGAACUGAACGUUGAGAAGCGUCUGGACUGUUGCAGGAAGUCGCGGUUGCUGUACUGAGAGGUGGCUGUUACGGUGGACUGUGAGGAAAACGGAUUUAUUUUUUGUUUGUUUGUUUUUUUUUUUGAGGAAAAGACACAGCAGGUGAUCUGGAUGAUAAAGUACGUCGUUGACACCCUUGUUUUUUAAAUGACACAUUUGCCUUGAACAUUCUUACUGUUUGAUUGAAGAAGCAGUAAUUUUAGCUGUUUUAUUUUUUUUUUUUUUUUAAAUGGGUAUUCAGCUUAACUCAGGAGUGGGAAAGUGAGGGUUAGUCUUAAAUGAAAUAAAA